Molecule: messenger RNA, 555 nt
Organism: Engraulis encrasicolus (European anchovy)
Lineage: Eukaryota; Metazoa; Chordata; Actinopteri; Clupeiformes; Engraulidae
Product: gamma-crystallin M2-like
Exons: 3
Coding region: 1-555 (184 amino acids)
Biological process (GO): lens development in camera-type eye; visual perception
Molecular function (GO): structural constituent of eye lens
Source: RefSeq, a predicted model, not a curated record
AUGGCAACUUCCGGUGCGAGAAUAAUGAAUAAUAUCACCUUCUUUGAGGAGAGGAACUUUGGAGGCCGCUCCUAUGAGUGCAUGGGAGACUGCUCCGACCUCCACUCCCUCUUCCAGCGCUGCCACUCUUUCAGGGUGCACAGUGGCUGCUGGAUGAUGUAUGACCGCAACAACUAUAUGGGCAACCAGUACUUCAUGAGGAGGGGCGAGUACCCCGACUACAUGGGCAUGUGGGGCUGGAAUGACUGCAUCAGAUCCUGCCGCUUCAUCCCCAUGUAUAGAGGAAACUACAGAAUGAGGAUCUAUGAGAGGGAGAACUUCGGAGGUCAGAUGCACGAGUGUAUGGAUGACUGUGACUCUAUCAUGGAUCGCUACCGUAUGAACCACUGCAUGUCUUGCCACGUGAUGGAUGGCCACUGGCUCAUGUAUGAGCAGCCCCAGUACAGAGGGAGACAGUACUACUUCCCCCCUGGAGAGUACAGAAACUGGAGCAACAUGGGACACAACAACAUGAGAUUCAUGAGCAUGAGGCGUAUCAUGGAUUCCUGGUACUAA